Meloidogyne enterolobii is the source of this 375-nucleotide messenger RNA. The record is from the annotation of a GenBank genome assembly. Lineage: Eukaryota; Metazoa; Nematoda; Chromadorea; Rhabditida; Meloidogynidae.
AUGUCUUGUGGCAUUAUGUCGUAUUUUACUCUAGUUGGCAUUUUGUCCAUAAAAGUAAAUAUAAGCUCGGUUUGGUGGGCAUGCCAUGCCAUAGGCUUCUUCCUCCUCGCUAAUGACGUUUAUUCUUCUUUUAUGGACAAAGGCAUUGACGGCAUUUUUCUCUUCUCUAUCAUUUUUCCCUUUAACUUGUAUUUAAUAUUUUCUCUAUUUUACUUCUCUUUCUAGCUUAAAAGCUUCAACUUUUUUUUUCUAAAAUACUAGUCUCGUCUUCACUAUAUUCUGACAUUUUUUCUGAAAAGUUUGCUUUAUUAUAUAUUCCUUUUCCUCUUUUUAGCUUUUAUUCCUUUACAAUUUUUUGCGCAUUUUAAAGGUUUC